Patiria miniata (bat star) is the source of this 3785-nucleotide messenger RNA. RefSeq names its product G patch domain-containing protein 1-like. The coding region runs from base 208 to 2898 and encodes 896 amino acids. The record is from RefSeq and is a predicted model, not a curated record. The transcript is spliced from 16 exons. Gene Ontology annotation, molecular function: RNA binding. Gene Ontology annotation, biological process: mRNA processing. NCBI's taxonomy places the organism in Eukaryota, Metazoa, Echinodermata, Asteroidea, Valvatida, Asterinidae. Gene Ontology annotation, cellular component: nucleus.
UGACAAUAAUCUGCACAUUUCCAGCAAUGUGAGGACUGUUUGCUCGUCUAAUAAGUUCUCAAUCGGGCCAUUAUUUUCCACUGCGCCAAGUUCGUAGUUGGGUGAUGUUUUCAUGCUGCAAACGUCGUAAACGUGAUGUCGAUAUAAAGUUGAUGAAAUUGAAAACUUGCUUUCCUGCACGAAAGUCCUCACGUGAAAUGUCGAGUGAUGGCUGACGAUUCAGAUGAUGAUUUUGUUUCGUAUGGAACUGCUCUAGAACCGAUAGAAAAUGAUGAGGCACGGCGCAAACCGGUCUUACUUGAGGAUCAAGUCGUGACGGACAAGCAAGGACGACGGCGCUUUCAUGGGGCAUUCACUGGCGGUUUCUCCGCGGGUUACUUCAACUCUGUCGGGACAAAAGAAGGAUGGACUCCCUCAACGUUCAUGUCCUCCAGAGGUCAGAAGACUGGUGGCCAGUCGAGGCAGAGGGCAGAAGAUUUCAUGGACGAAGAGGACCUAGGGGACUUUGGCAUUGCACCGCGCAAGAUAGUGACCACAGAGAAAUUCACUGGAGAAGGGAAACCACAGAAAAGACUUGCUCCCAGUUCAGGGCCUAGCGCCAUACCUGGAGAGCACCCACUACAGGAUCUGAUUGUGAUGAGCAAUGAGUCCAUUGGGGGGUGGCUCCUUCGUAAGAUGGGAUGGAGGCAGGGACAGGGCGUUGGGCCAAAGGUCAGGCGAAGAAAGAAGAAGAGCGCCCCCAGUGACCUUGACGUCAAGGCAUCUGACAACGACGAUGGUGAAGAUGAUGAUCCCUUCAAGGACUUCCUCUUUGCUCCCACCGAUGUCGAGGAGAUUGCCCUGCACCCCAAGGACGACUACCAUGGCAUCGGCUACCGAGGGCUGGACCCUUCCAUGGCUGGCAUGGGAGGGCACGUCGCACUGUUUGAAGAGCAACCGGUGUACAGUCGGAGCGGCAGACGUGGCAUCGCGGGACAGGGCUUUGGCGUGGGAGCCUUUGAGACCGCGGAUGACAACAUAUACGGUGUGGACAGUAUGUCCAACUAUGACACUGUCUUGGGAGGGGAGGAGCCAGGCGAUAGCAAUUAUGGGUGGACGGCCCCCAGGGGUCACGACAAAGCCAGUAGAGGAGUGUUAGAAAAUUUCAAGGUCUCAGCGCAGGCAAGACCACCAAAUAAGAUAUUUCCCCCACCGCUGCUGCCCAAAGACUUCCGUCCCUUCCACACCGUGGACAAGUUUGCUAAGGAGAACAGGCCGCCCCAAGCAGCGACGGAGUUUAAGAGCAGUCGCUUCACCCUCAGCGCCCUUCAGCGAGCCGCUAUACUCGGGGAAGAACAACUGCCUGAUUCCAAAGGCCAGUCCUCUGUCUUUGAUUUCCUCUCUGUGGAAGAUCGUGAAAAGUUAAAAAGCAGCAGUUCGUCUACUCAAGACGCAACUCCAUCUCACCCUAGAGGGCAGCAGAUACAAGAACCAACCCAAAGCCGAUUCCACCGUGCUCCGAGCCCCGCCCCGGCCGCCCCUGCUGCUAGUGACCCUCAGCGUCUUCAGGCGUUCGGCGGCGGGUUUCAGCCUUUUGCCAACGAUGCUGCCAAACAACAGAGAUAUGAGGAGUAUUUGGCUCGAAAAGGAAGUGGAAAAGACUCGGAUGUCGCGCCUCCGGCUUCCAACAUGACGGAAUGGGAGCGCCAGCGAGAGGCGGAGGAGUUCGUCCGUGCUUCUGCCCUCUAUAGACCCCUAUCGAGCAUGAUGGCGACGAGAUUCGUCACCGCUAAGCACAAAGACGAGGAGGAGACGGUGGACGUCCCAGCUGAAGAAGGGGGAGAUAAAUCGGACCAGGCCAAAGCGGCCGACCUGAAGAUGUUUGGCAAGCUGACCCGCGACACUCUAGAAUGGCACCCUGACAGCCUGCUCAGUAAACGCUUCAACCUUCCAAACCCUUACCCUGGGUCUUCUGUCGUUGGUUUGCCAACGGUGAAGAAAGACAAGUUUUCCGUCUUCAACUUCCUGUCCAUUGCCCCGGCGGCCGAUGAUGCAACAGCGCCCUCUAGCUCUGCAUCUGAGCUCGUUGGAAGUCAGCAGCUGAAAGACAAGGCCUCGCGGUGGGAUAAGAGACCCGCCCUUCUGGCAAAUGUGGGCGUGUCCAGAGAGGAGGAUGGGGCGGCGUCUAGUCAGACACAAGUCGAUCCACAGGCCGCUGACGAAGCAGAGACAGAGAGCCGGCCACCCAUGGACCUCUUCAAGGCCAUCUUUGCAGACUCCAGCUCCAGCUCAAGUGAGGAGGACGAAAGGGAGGGGGCGGAGCAAGAAGCGAUAGAGGGCGGGAAGGAAACGCCGAACAAACAAGAACCAAACCACUCAGAUGAUGGUCACGUAAGGUCACCUCAUCCCUCUGGAAUGGAAUCGGCAGAAAAACAACCACCCUUUGGAAUCCCAACAGCAAGCAAUGGACUAGAGUCUCCCCAAACUACUGCCAGAAAUCGGAGUGGGGUCCAGACUCCUCCCAUGAACUCUGAAUCAGAAUCUGAGGAAGUGUACGGCCCCAGACUACCGCCGCCUUCCUCAUCAGCAGCCAAUCAGAGUACAGGGAACAGGGGUCAAGGGUCAGAGGGAUUGCCCAGGGACACGAGCGAACACCGGCGGUCGAAGAGUCACCGGAAGGAAAAGCGGAGGAAAAAACACGAGGGUCGAAGCAGCAGCCGGCACAAGACCAGCAAGGAUAAAAAGAAAUCAAAGAAGAAGAAGAAAAUGAAGAAGAAGGAAACCAAAGUGAGGCACAAAGGUCACCACAGGUCAUCCUCGAGGUCAGAUCGUCAAGGUCAACACCGCACAGUCCCGGACGCCGACUACGAUGCCAGUGGGAGCAGCAGCUCGGGUAGCAGCAGUGAAGAUUCCAACUGAUGGUUCAUAAAAAAAUGUUAUCUAAAUAUUUUUUUAGUUGUUGCUAACUCACUGCUGUUAGUCGAGUCCAUCACAAGUCCAGUCAAAAGUAAAUCACAAGUCGUUACACAAGUCCUGUCACAUGCAACCUCGUUCCCAGGGUGUUGAGCAGCACGCUCCCACCACUACCUGCUCUCUCAUCAUUUGCAUAUACCCAAAAGUUUGGAUCAUGUAUGCAAAUUAGGCUCCCUGAAAGUGAUGUGUUCUGGGCGCACAUAGUAGUCUGGUGGUAAUACCAAAAUUUUACAUCUUUGUCACAUUCACAGCAUAGUCUCUUUGGUACUAGAUUUAAUAGCUUGAUUGAAAAAUCCAUGCAUUGCAAGGCUAUGUCAUGUUGCUGUCUGAACGCUGUCUGUACGUACGUGAGUCAAUUUUGAUAAAAAUAUUUUUAAAUGUUAAAGGAAUAUUACUACGCGUGGUGAAACAGUUGAGAUCGUGUUUGCAUACUUGUAAGGAUCUUAUUAAUAUUAAGGAUACAUAGGCCCUUUUGUUGAAAACGGAUGGUUUGCAUUGUUAAUAAAUAUACAUAAAUGCCUAAGACAGUCUACCGAUUCCUAUCGGUUCUUGUUGCUGGUUUUAAAUGGUUGAUAAAGACCGGCUGGCUGGUUUGAAACACUUUUCCCAGGGUCACAUGAAAUUUGGACUCCUAUGAAAUCCGGUGCCUUUUAGUGAUGCUUGCGCAAAUCUGCAUAUAAGGAGUUGUGCACCACUUUUCGCGAGAUGGAUUGACAUAUUAUAGCUGUAGAAGGGUGUUUAAAAAAAAUAAUUGUAGAACAAAAUCGUUGGAAAUGUAUAAUUUUGGACUUGUUUUGACCUUUGGACCGAAAAGUUUGGAUUUUUUUAUCGAA